Molecule: messenger RNA, 2215 nt
Organism: Pseudoliparis swirei
Lineage: Eukaryota; Metazoa; Chordata; Actinopteri; Perciformes; Liparidae
Gene: dda1
Product: DET1 and DDB1 associated 1
Exons: 5
Coding region: 301-609 (102 amino acids)
Biological process (GO): positive regulation of proteasomal ubiquitin-dependent protein catabolic process
Cellular component (GO): Cul4-RING E3 ubiquitin ligase complex
Source: RefSeq, a predicted model, not a curated record
CUGACUUCAGAGCCAUCAUGCUAGCUGAAGAAGUCCUGUGCAACUAGCUUUGCUAAACUCACUGCAAUGACACACUGGGUCAGCAUCUCUGUGAAUAACAUAUCUUUUAUUUGACAUUGACACUGGGAUCUAGAAUGGAAACAGCUGCUGGUGUGUGAAGAGCCUCGUUUUCUCUGGUCCGGCCCGAUAGGACAGCUGUCUCGGUUAGCCGGUGAGCUAGCGUGGCUAACCUCAACAUAACUGCCUGCCGAUCGCGACCAGCACGUCGGCGGCGUGACGUUGGGAAACUCUACCAUCGCCAUGGAGAAGGCUGAUUUCUUGAAAGGACUCCCCGUCUACAACAAGAGCAACUUCAGCCGGUUUCAUGCAGACUCCGUUUGUAAAGCAUCUAAUCGGAGGCCCUCUGUGUACCUUCCAACGCGGGAUUACCCCUCCGACCAGAUUAUCGUAACAGAGAAAACCAACAUCCUCCUGCGUUACCUCCACCAGCAGUGGGACAAAAAGAAUGCAGCAAAGAAAAGGGAACAGGAGCAAGGUGACGGGGACAGUCCUGCCCCCCCGAGGAAGAUCGCCAGGACAGAUAGCCAAGAGAUGAAUGAGGACUCAUAAAUGUGUGUGUGUGUGUGUGUGUGUGUUUGCGUACACAGAGUAUAGCCGGUAAAACUUUACAAUAACAAAAGGGUACGCCCACCAGUAUGGAUAUUUCUGGCCGUUCUGCACUACGCCAGCAGCCUUUUCUGGUAUUAAAAUAGAAUUUGGGAAAAUGUAAGUCAACAAAGCAUCGUUUUUAUUUUGUUUUUUGUGGAAAGAAAAUAUAACCGGAAAAGAUCUGAAAGUCACGCGUCGCUCUUGGGGAGGAAACUGCAUCCUGAUGUUUAAAAAACACAAACUAUGCUGGCUAUUCCCUGUGUCGCAUCGUGUGUAUGCUGAGCUGUAAGUGUGUGUGUGUGUGUGUGUGUGUGCGCGUGUGUGUGUGAACGAACAGUUGGAGAGAAAAAAUGUCAGAUUAGAUUUUAAGACGCGAGGAAGUCGACAGGAGACGCUCCGCCUCACGCUCUCGCCACCGGCUCGUGACGUGCAGCCGCCUGUCUCCCGGAGAGAGUCUCACGCGAGUGCCGAUGACACUUUUUUGUUACCAUUUAAAUUGUAUUACGACUUAAUAUUGUUGACGUUUAUGGCGACGAGCUUCCUGCCAGCCGCAGUGCCCGCCCUCUCGGUUCCACUGCCCACUGCAGCCACACGGGGGCGCCAGUGGACGUUUCCUCAGCCUGAACCAAGACUGCACUGUGACCAGAACAAGAGAAGCACCUCUUCUUCCAGAAUGCCGUGUGUGUGUGUGUGUCUUUUUGGUGAAUAUGCAUAUCUUCGUUCUCGUCCUGGACUCGUGCUCGUAGGAUAAACGUCGUGUUGGUGUUUCUGAGAAACGUAUAUUACAUCUAGCGCCGCCGCCGUCUCAUAAACACUAGUAACGACGGGAUGUUCUGUGAGUUUUAGCUGUAAAAAAAAAAAGGAGAAAAAGUUGAGCUCAAAUACGGACAUUUAUGGAUUUUUCGAUUGCGCAACAAGGAGAAACAUGUACAACGAUAUCUGGAAAAGGAGAAGAGAAAAAAAAAAAAGUAAAUAAUUUCCAGUAUCAGAAUGAGUUUAUCCAAUGGACUAUAUUUUGUGUAUGUGUAUGCCUUUUUUUUUGUUUUUUUGGGGAGAAAUAAUACAACCGCAUCACCAUGGAUACGAUGGACGAUGCAAAAGGAAGAAGAAGAAGAGCCCCGCUGUCCGUUACCUCGCCUUGCAUGUUGGUGUUUUACACUUCUGGACCAGUAAUAAUACGACCUGAGGGCGGUUGUGGUUUUAGCCCGGAGGCCUCACACAACCUGGUCUGGACCCCUCCACCCCCGGGUUCUCUGUGCAUAUAUAUUUUCAGCCAUGGAAUGCGCAGUGCGCAUGCACAGCAACGUGCAGUCGCCAUCCCGCCGGCGUCGUAUUCUGUGCAACACGGAAGAAAAGCUGCUUGUUUUUUUGUUUUUAAUAAUAGCAUCACUGCCCAUCAAAGCCUCCGGUUCUGUGUCGACGCCGUCGUGCGUCUGAAACGUAGAACCACGUUGUGCUUCUCGCCCCGGAUCCAUAUGGAUAUUAAUAACACCAGAAGCCUUGCCCCCCCCCGAGCAGACAUGUUUCCUUUUCUGGCUUUGCUGAAAUAAAACUGGAUUGUAACUGG